AUUUCCCAAUCGAAACGCGUAGCCCACGUCGAAUUGGCCCAAAAUGGAUUUCACCCUGCUGACGCUUGCCCUCGUGCUCGUCGCACCUGUAUUUACACCUGUCCACUGUCAGGUGGCCUGCAAUGCAAGGAGCGGCGCUGUCCGCCAGAAACGCAUCGUUUUCAGCAGUCCGGGCACAGGUGAGAUGGCCAAGUUGGACACUUGCCAGUACCGCGUGGCGCCAUGGAGCGGCCAGGUGUGUCAGGUGCGCCUGGAUUUCGAGCGCUUGGAGCUGCCGCAGCCGCAGUUAAAUGCCAAUUCUGGACUGCUGGAGUGCGUCGAUUUUCUGCAGAUUCGGCAUUUCCGGCUCUGCGGUCGCAACAGCGGUCAGCACUUGUAUUUACCAAUGCGCCGGGGUCAGGAGCUGCAGCUUUUGUUCCAGCUGGCCACGCCCCUCGGCAGGCAGUCCACCUGGCAGGUGACUCUCACCCAACUGGAGUGCCCCAGGGAUUCGGCCACUGUGAAUAGAAGACAACCCGCAGUGCAGGCACCAACUGUACGACCCAUCCUGCCCUUUUUGGGCAAUCUCCUGCCGCGCACCAUUUUCGGCGGACAAAAUGGAAUCGGUUCGGGAUCCGGUCCUGCCGCCCAGCUCAUCCAGACCCUCACCUCGCCUUCCGUGACCGAUCUGGAGAUGCUGGCUCCGCUGGGCUGUGAUCAGUAUUUUAGGACCACGACUGGCGGCAUCGUGAGCUUCAACUUCGCCGGUGGCAUCUAUAUGCCCAACAUGAGCUACUCGAUUUGUGUCAAGGGGGCGGCCGACAGCGAGAUAAGCUACAAAAUCGAGCACUUUGAGCUCUCAAAGCCAAACUCCGAGCAGCAAGGACCUGCCUACGACACCGAUUGCCGCAGUACGGUGUUGACCCCCUUGCGAGUAUCCGACUACCUGGGCAUCCCCAAUGCCUAUAUGGUCGCCAGACCGGAGCUGCAAGCCACUUACUACUGUGGCAAUGGACUGGCCGGCCAGGAACUUGUGGCCCGCCCACCGUUUGUCCUGCGAUUCGCCAGUGAUUCGCAGUCGAGUGCCUCCGAAACGGGCUUCCAACUGACCUACACGGUCCGCCAGUCACAGGAUCCUCCAGUGACGGCAGAACUGUAAAUUGGCAUAAACAAAGCCACAGUCUUAACUAAAUCAACGCACCCAAG
Drosophila subpulchrella is the source of this 1185-nucleotide messenger RNA. RefSeq lists its product as uncharacterized. The coding region runs from base 44 to 1138 and encodes 364 amino acids. NCBI's taxonomy places the organism in Eukaryota, Metazoa, Arthropoda, Insecta, Diptera, Drosophilidae. The record is from RefSeq and is a predicted model, not a curated record. The transcript is spliced from 2 exons.